This is a messenger RNA of Hemiscyllium ocellatum (epaulette shark), 2961 nucleotides long. RefSeq names its product eukaryotic translation initiation factor 2-alpha kinase 1 (gene eif2ak1). NCBI's taxonomy places the organism in Eukaryota, Metazoa, Chordata, Chondrichthyes, Orectolobiformes, Hemiscylliidae. The coding region runs from base 759 to 2822 and encodes 687 amino acids. The record is from RefSeq and is a predicted model, not a curated record. Gene Ontology annotation, biological process: protein phosphorylation. The transcript is spliced from 16 exons. Gene Ontology annotation, molecular function: protein kinase activity; ATP binding.
UCAGGCUAUAAGGGAAGCGCUUUAGGAGUCUAGGUACAGGCACCGCAAGUUACACCGGAGGCCCAAGCAGGAAUCACGUCCGCGACUAACCCUCACCCGGAGCUCUGGUACAUACCCCAAGUGUUUCCAUCACGACAACGACGGCAACGCGCGGCGAUAAAGCCACCUCCCCCUCCCCCCCGGCUAACGAUUACGACACGGAGCGAGCUCACAAUCAGCACAUCCGGGCACCGCGACCCGCCCCACAACGCACCGCGGGGAGGUAGAAGGGGGCGAGGUCUGCCCGGCAGCGCCGCCACCAGUGGGAGGCAGCUGAGGACACGGCAGCAGCGCCGCCACCGGUGGGAGGCGGCUGAGGACGCGGUAGCAGCGCCGCCACCGGUGGGAGGCGGCUGAGGACGCGGUAGCAGCGCCGCCACUGGUGGGAGGAGGCUGAGGACGCGGUAGCAGCGCCGCCAACGGCGGGAGGAGGCUGAGGUCACGGCAGCAGCGCCGCCACCGGUGGGAGGAGGCUGAGGACGCGGCAGCAGCGCCGCCACCGGUGGGAGGAGGCUGAGGACGCGGCAGCAGCGCCACUCUUUACCGGAUAGAGAAUACCAGAAGCAGGAAUGCACAGUUUGAGCAGAAACCUUGUCUCAACUGCAAUGUUUCUCUCUCUCUCUCUCUGGAUUGUACUUCCGGGUCUGCCUUUGUGUGACACUCUCCGCCGUGAAUGCCUGGUGUAGAGCGGAGCGAGUCUCACCCGCUGUCCCCGGGACAUGGACUCCGGCGAUGACUUGCGGCGACCUCGGGCCAAGCUGGCCUUUAGUUUGCCGCAGCAAGUUCCAGCCACUUUCGAUGAAACCGAUCUAAUGCAGCAGUGUAGCUUGGUAGAAUGCAACCAAGCCAAAACAACAUUGAUGGAUUUCACGGUUGCCAUUCCCAACCAGCUAUUGUUGGUCUCACUCCUGGAACAUCUCUGCUUUAUUUAUGAGAAAAAUCCUCAGCGCUCAAUGAUCUUGUUUAAAUUGUUGUGCCAUAAACUAGCAGGAAUGCACUUGAUUUCACCAAUCACCUUCAGUGAUGAGUUCAGCACUGUGAGGCUGCAACAUAACCAGGCUUUUACAAACUUGCUACAAGCAGUGAGCAACGGCUUGUAUCGACAGGGGCAAGUUAUCAGUGGAGAAGCACCUACCCACCUCUCCUACAGAACAAAAGAAGCUCUGUUCCAGGAACAGACAUCUCGCUACAUGAAUGAGUUUGAAGAGAUUGAAAGACUGGGAAAAGGUAGCUACGGAAAAGUAUAUAAGGUCAGAAAUAAAUUGGAUCGACAGCUUUAUGCCAUAAAGAAGAUUCUUAUGAAGAAGAUUACAAGAUACGACUGCAUGAAGGUGCUGAGAGAGGUUAAAGUUUUGGCUGGCCUACAGCAUCCACACAUUGUCGGCUAUCAUACUGCUUGGAUGGAGCAUGUACAGCCACCACCUCUGAAAAGUAAUCAAAUACCUUACAGCACUUUCUGUGCAUUAAAAGGUCCCUCUGAUCAAGAAGAUUACAGACACUCUUCCACCCAGGACAUAGAAACCAGUUCUUCGAGUAUCAUAUUUGCAGAAACCAAUUCUGUUGCAAGAGAGGGAGAGACUUUGUCAAGGAGCAAGCUGGUUGAGGGGGAGAUGUGCACAAACACAUCAUGGGGAAAUGACAAUCACAUUUUCUUCUAUGAUGGAGACUGUGCAGCAAGAUGUGCAAAUGCUGGUAUAUGUCAGCCACCAGCCUCCCUCCCGAGAAUGAAAGGUAUCCAGGUGCACUCUUCACUCCUUCCUUCAAAAUGUCCGAGCAUUGAGACGCAAAAGUCUCAUAUUGUAAAGAAUAACUUGAACCCGUUGGUUGAAGCAGUGGCAACUGAGGCAGAAGACAUUGAGAGGGCAAAGGAAAAAGUAACUGGUGCCUUAGAGGAGAUUUCAGGAUCAUCUUCCCAUGCUAACAUUAACUCCAGUCUGGAGGAUGGCUCAUCAUUCACAGAUAUGCACCACGAGUCCAAGAUCCAAUUCCACCUCAUGCUGCAUAUACAAAUGCAGUUGUGUGAGAGGUCCCUUCAAGAUUGGAUUUUGGACAGGAAUAGGAAAUCAACAGAGGGCCUAUCACUUAUGGGUCCAUUUGACCUUGUGAAUCCUGAAUGCACUAUUCACAUAUUCUGGCAGCUGCUUAAGGGAGUCCAAUUCAUCCACUCCAAGGGUGUCAUGCAUCGAGACCUGAAGCCAAGGAAUAUUUUUCUCCAAGGACCUGACUACCAUGUUCGGAUUGGGGAUUUCGGCUUGGCCUGCAGUGACAUCAUUACCAAGGCUUCCGAUCAAUCUCCAGCAACAACCAAACUACCUGAUUUAAAGCACACUUCAGGAGUGGGGACUUGUCUGUAUGCUUCCCCUGAACAACUGAGAGGCUCUUCUUAUGAUUUUAAGUCAGACAUGUACAGCGUAGGUAUCAUCUUAAUGGAGCUCUUUCAGCCAUUUGGAACAGCAAUGGAAAGGAUAAAGAUGCUCACAGCCCUUCGAGAGUCCCAUAUCUCAGAGGACUUUGCACAGCACUGGCCUGUACAUGCUAAAUAUGUUAAGAUGCUAACCAGCCGAAUUGCAUCCUGCAGACCGAGUGCAGAUGAGAUGUUGACCAGUGAACUCUUCCGUAGUUCACCUCAGGUAAAUGUAUCUCGAGACAACCUUGAAUGGAAAGUAGUUACCCAGGAGCAAGAAAUUAAGAGCCUACAACAGAAAGUGAUCGAUCAGCAAGAUGAAAUCAGGAGUCUCAAGGAAGUGAUCAAAUUACUGGCUGGGGAGAGAGAACCCAGUUAGAGAUAAUCUUAAUGGACUGGAAAUAAUUUGAUUUUUUUCCACCUAAAUUAGUUUUGACUGCCUCAUGUAUGACUGUUUUGUGAAUGUACAAGUUUAAUUUUAUGUUCUGUAAAAUGAGAGAUUAAAUAUUAAAUUAAAA